Messenger RNA from Dermacentor silvarum, 3996 nucleotides. It is a transcript of the gene Gbeta5, whose product is annotated as guanine nucleotide-binding protein subunit beta-5-like. Lineage: Eukaryota; Metazoa; Arthropoda; Arachnida; Ixodida; Ixodidae. The coding region runs from base 16 to 1482 and encodes 488 amino acids. Gene Ontology annotation, molecular function: signaling receptor complex adaptor activity; protein binding. Gene Ontology annotation, biological process: G protein-coupled dopamine receptor signaling pathway; G protein-coupled receptor signaling pathway. The record is from RefSeq and is a predicted model, not a curated record. Gene Ontology annotation, cellular component: cytoplasm; heterotrimeric G-protein complex. The transcript is spliced from 10 exons.
ACCGUGGCCCCGGUCAUGCGCACGCGCACGCACGGAGGGCCCAACACGCAGGCGCCGUCACGGACUAGCGCUGCGGCACGCGCACUGGUCGGCGCCCCACUGCCGCGAAGUCGGGCGGCCGCGCCGUCGCCCGCUCGGGUCCGCAGCGGCAGCGUUCGGGGCCGCGGCUCGGAGGAAGCCGAGCCAGCGGCCGGCGGCCGAGAGAGCGCGCGCCCCCGCGCGCCCCCGCAGGAAGCAGCGGACGGCGACUGCAGGAAUCGCGCCUAUCGAUCUCCCGGCGGCGCGAGGGCCCGUCGCCGACGUCGCAAGCCGCCGGGCCUCCUCCUGUGUUCCGCCGUUGCCGGCGGCGGCGGCUCCUUCCUACUGCUGCUCCUCACGGGCCGCGGGGGCAGCGGCGGGGGGCGCAACAUGGCGGCCGAGGAGAACGCCGCCACCAAGGUGGACCACCCGGCCGAGACGGUCGAGUCGCUGACGCGGGAGAUCGAGCAGCUCAAGGCGAGGCUCGAGGAAGAGCGCAAGAAGAUCAACGACGUCAGUGUAACCUCGUUGGCCGGCAAAGUGGAGCCCAUCAAGGACGUGAACAUCAAGCUGCGCAGGGUGCUCAAGGGCCACCAGGGAAAAGUGCUCUGCUCCGACUGGUCGCAGGACAAGCGACACAUCGUCAGCUCGUCCCAGGAUGGCAAGAUGAUUAUAUGGGACGCCUUCACUACGAACAAGGAGCACGCUGUGACGAUGCCAACAACCUGGGUUAUGGCCUGCGCGUAUGCGCCGUCGGGGAACAUGGUCGCCUGUGGUGGGUUGGACAACAAGGUGACAGUGUACCCGCUCAGCUUCGAGGAGGAAGUAUCCUCCAAGAAGAAAGCAGUCGGGACGCACACUAGCUACAUGUCCUGCUGCCUCUUCCCAAACUCGGACCAACAGAUCCUGACGGGCAGCGGUGACAGUACGUGCGCGUUGUGGGACGUGGAGUGUUCGCAACUGCUCCAGAGUUUCCACGGCCACUCCGCCGACGUCAUGGCACUCGACCUGUCGCCUACAGAGAUGGGCAACACUUUCGUCUCCGCAGGCUGUGACAGGCAAGCGCUCGUGUGGGACAUGCGGUCAGGACAGUGCGUGCAGUCCUUCCAGGGGCACGAAUCGGAUAUAAACACCGUCAAGUUCUACCCGAGUGGAGAUGCCAUCGCCACCGGCUCGGAUGACGCCACCUGUCGACUCUACGAUCUACGUGCUGACAGGGAAGUAGCCGUUUAUUCCAAGCAGAGUAUCAUCUUCGGCGUUAACUCAGUGGACUUCUCAGUGAGCGGUCGCUUACUCUUCGGCGGCUACAACGACUACACGGUCAAUGUGUGGGAUACACUCAAGUGCGUGCGACUCAGCAUCCUCUACGGUCACGAGAACCGCGUCACCUGCCUCAAGGUGUCGCCCGACGGAACCGCGCUCUCCACCGGCAGCUGGGACUUCACGCUCAGGGUAUGGGCCUAAGUAGACGAACAGGUACGAGAACAUCUCGACCUCAAAUGCAGCCGGGCGCACCUCGACAGCCUCCACUGGCGCCGCGAAUGAUUGUCCGCGCGGAGAAUAAAGCGCCUCCCCCAGCUGAAUGGGCCGACGCCGCACCGGCGAAGAGGAAACAGGAGAUGCCAGGACUUCCUCUAACUUCCGUCGUGACAUUUCAAAUCGGUAACGACCGCGCGCAAUGAAAAAAAAGAGGACAAAACGACUAAUUCGAAGCGAGGAUUUGCGGGUUCAUGGAGACAGGGCUGGACCGAUUGUGUACGCGAAAGUCGCGCCCUCUGGCCCCGUUCAUGAUUCCGCAAGGGCCCGUAUGACGCGCCAUUUUUUGUUCACUGCCGUCGACAGAGAAGCUUUGUGCAAACGUCUUCCUUCUGCUUCUUCUGUGAUUUUCCGCUCAGCGGAGUGUAAAUUUUUUUUUUCUGGCAGAGAACGAGAGACCUACUGACAGGCGAUAAAUUUCCUCCGUAAAACGGCUGCAUACCGGAGUGGCACAGUCACAACUCUAAGCGCGACCGUGAAUGACGCACAGAUCGUGUCGAGGGUGCGAAUCUUUUUAUCACACAGUCCAUUUCAGUUUGCGUCACUAUUAGCCGUGAUUUGCUGCUGUUAUACUUUUGAAAGUACAGGACAGCAAGGAGUCUAUAUGUAAUGAACAGGGACCGCAGUCCAGCGAUCUUCCUUUCAUGUCGUGCUCGCACGGCAUUCGUAAGCAGAACCGAGCAAAAAGAGUAGUUUAAUUUCACGCCACCCAAUCGAAAAGGUCCUAACUGCAUGAUGCGAGAAACAAACCCAAAUUCGUUCAAUGGCGUCAAUCGUCCGCGUCCACAUCGCUGAUGUGCGGCUGGUCCGGGAGCUGUAAGGGACCGUCCGCUGCAGGUCCAAUUGUCCAUCUGGCUUCCAGCAUUGUUAUCACGCGUCUGCUUAUUGCGUGCGUACGUCGACAAGUACCGCUUCUCAUAUCGCACGUAUCGUUUGUGGAGAACGCAGCGACUCCGACGACGAGAAAUUUACGUUCGGUACAGCCCCUGCAGACUGUCAGUCCUCGCAGCUUUACGGUUCGUCUCAAGUGGUUCUCUUCUACCGCAGGGACGUGGCUGGCGAGCUUCGGACGUGAAAAAGACAGAGCCGCCCGAAUAAUGUGACAGUUCAUUUUCCAGUUCUACUUUUUUCCGCGCUACCUCAGUGGCCCGAGAAGCGUCUCGUUUACAUUAUCAACAGAAGCAGUCGCUUUGACGAAAUAAAUCAUUGCAUUAUCUCCCGUCUGGGUUAGCACGGUAGGCAAGUUGAACAGUCGCUUGCAAAGCUAUGAGGCAAAACUAUUGCCGGAGUUGCUGUUUGCAUCGUCAGCUCGCGAACAACGCGAGACAUCUACUCCGCACCGCCUGGCGCCAGACUGAAGACGAAGAGGUUGCCCAGACAUACCAGUAAUUGGUCUGUCUUUCUGGCCUUCCCGUUUUCAACAUUUCGGCUCCAGUCCUGCACUAAGUCGGCGCGAAAGCUGCACAUCUUCGUGAGGGCGCGAUGACGCCGCGAGAGCGCGCGGGCGCGGGCAAGUUGGACGGGCGCUGCGUAGCAACGCCGGUGCUUGCUACUCCGAAGCAUUGGUCGGCGAGUGCACCUGAUGGGUUUGUCCACCAGCACGUGAAGUAGAAACUGAGGCGUCUUCGCACGAGCCGCCGCUUUCUAUUUGAUGGUGUGGUUUGGUUCAAUCGCCCAGCGGCCCAGCUCACGGAGCAAGAAACGUUUGGAAUGAGGAACUCCCCGUUGGUUCUGGCGUGAGUGGGUGACCAGUUAACGUGACAGUAAGGAAAGCGGGGAGUACCAGCACGGAGUGGAGAGUAAGCUUAGGGGAGAGUUAAGUGGAGAGCGUCUAAAGGCGGCAUCUGGUAGCGCAGGGCGUAAGGUUUAUGACUGUGCGCUGGGUUUCCAUGGCAACUGUAGUGACACGGCCACUGUUUCUUGCAGCCGUCACAUAGUGCUGCCACGUGAAGGGCUCAGAAUUGCCUGGCACGUCCGCGGCAUUAUAUGACCGAACCAAAGGGCUAAAUUUCUUUUGAAUUUCGCGCCCCUGCCUCACGUUGAGCUUGUACCGCUGUGCGAUCAUUGGUUCGCGCUGGAACGCUGGGCAUAGCGGUGCACAGACCUCGUUUCCGAGCAGAGAGAUCUCGAUAGAGGCCACGCGCACCAGCGUACAUACAAUGGGAUUUCGAAGCACUCGAGUGCUCGAAAUUUACCCGUGGUCCUCCACCACGGUCCUGUCACCAACGCUGCUUGGUGACACCAGGCUGAAGCCUACGAACUUCCGUCUCAUGCAGAGCAGGCCUUGUGAAAUCCCCUCCCUUGCCCGUAAAUCAUGUCAAACAGUGUGUAUUUUGGAGAAUGAGUGCGUACGCCUGUAAAUAGCUGGAGUGAAUGAAAGCUCUAGAUGCGAGGAAGGAAAUGGUAGAAGGAAACGUUGGAAAUAAAAGUUUAGUGCCUGUA